UCUCCCAUUUUCACGAGGCGAAAUGCUGGGGUUUCUUUCUUCCAUUUCUUCUCAUAAGGACCUUUUCAAGCUUCUGUUGCAUAUUCUCAUUCGAAUGCUAUUGAUAUUUCGGUUUUUUUAUAGGUGGGUUUUUCUACUUUUCCACAUUGGCUUGAAGCUCUGCUGAGAGAGAAGUUCUUUAACGCGUGUCUGAUGCAUGAGACGGCGAGGAAGAACGAAAAGAACAUCUUUUGUUUGGAUUGCUACACCAGCAUCUACCCUCAUUGCUUAUCUCUCCACCGUUCUCAUCGUCUCCUCCAAAUUCGACGAUAUGUUUACCACGAUGUCAUUCAAUUGGACGAUUUGGAGAAAUUGAUUGAUUGCAACUUCGUUCAAUCUUACACGACAAAUAAGGCAAAGGUGGUAUUUUUAAACCAUCGUCCUCAAUCUCGACCUUUUAAAAGCUCAGGCAACAGCUGCUAUACCUGCGAGAGGAGUCUGCAAGACCCAUAUAUUUUCUGCUCUCUUUUCUGCAAGGUCACAACCAUAAAUUAAACCCCACUUCAGGGCAUUUCGUGCAUUUUCCUUAUCUGGGUUUUCUCCUCUACCAUUCCAGGUGCAGCAUCUAGUGAGAGAGGAAGGCGGACUGUCGAAAUACCUCCGCGACUGUGAAUUCCUACCAUUGUCGGAAGGAGCGAAAGCAAAGUGCUCCUUUUGGUUGUGAUGCAGGUUCUACGGUGGUGGUAAGGAGGCGGCGUAUGAUAAGAGUAGGGCCUUUAUCCACUGCUUCAACCGCGGUUUCAACAGGGGG
Messenger RNA from Magnolia sinica, 790 nucleotides. RefSeq names its product protein RGF1 INDUCIBLE TRANSCRIPTION FACTOR 1-like. The transcript has 3 exons. The record is from RefSeq and is a predicted model, not a curated record. Bases 193 to 534 code for a protein of 113 amino acids. Lineage: Eukaryota; Viridiplantae; Streptophyta; Magnoliopsida; Magnoliales; Magnoliaceae.